This is a messenger RNA of Cuscuta europaea, 3157 nucleotides long. The record is from the annotation of a GenBank genome assembly. NCBI's taxonomy places the organism in Eukaryota, Viridiplantae, Streptophyta, Magnoliopsida, Solanales, Convolvulaceae.
GGAAGGAGGGGUAAUAAGCUUCUUGAAUCGUACUCCGUAUAAUAUUGGACCGGUUAAUAGGGUCCUAUCUUCCAUUUCACAUUUAAACUAAAGCCCAAAUAGAAUUCUUUCUCCGCACUAGGGCAGCCGUCUGCCGAUUUCCCAACCCUCCCCGGCUCCGGGAUUCUAUUCCAGCGACCGUUCAUCCAUUUCCAUUUCCGAGUACACAAGCUAGUUGAAGAACAACAAUAUGGUGGGAUUCCAAAUGCAGCCAUAUGGAAUGCAAUCUAUGCUUAAAGAAGGGCACAGACAUCUGUCUGGUCUCGAUGAGGCUGUGAUCAAGAACAUUGACGCCUGCAAGCAGCUCUCCGGUAUAACUCGAACUUCAUACGGACCCAAUGGCAUGAAUAAGAUGGUUAUCAACCAUCUUGAUAAGCUUUUCAUUACCAAUGACGCUGCUACGAUUGUGAAUGAACUUGAGAUCCAGCAUCCUGCUGCCAAGAUUUUGGUGUUGGCAGGAAGAGCUCAACAAGAAGAGAUUGGUGACGGGGCCAAUCUGACUAUUUCUUUUGCUGGAGAGUUGCUUCAAAAUGCUGAGGAACUGAUUCGGAUGGGGUUACACCCUAGUGAGAUCAUCAUUGGAUACAAUAAAGCAAUUAAUGAGACUAUUAAAGUAUUAGAAGAACUAGUUGUUGAAGGCUCAGAAAAUAUGGAUGUCAGAAACAAGGUAGAAGUUGUUUCUAGGAUGAAAGCUGCAGUUGCAAGCAAACAAUUUGGACAAGAAGAUAUUUUGUGCCCUCUCAUUGCUGAGGCAUGUAUACAAGUGUGUCCUAAGAACCCUGCUAAUUUCAACGUGGACAAUGUUCGUGUUGCUAAGCUAUUGGGUGGAGGUCUACACAAUUCAACAAUAGUUAGAGGCAUGGUAUUGAAAAGCGAUGCUAUUGGGAGCAUUAAGAGAAUGGAAAAGGCAAAGGUUGCUGUUUUUGUUGGGGGAGUUGAUACAUCUGCAACCGAAACAAAAGGCACAGUUCUUAUUCAUAGCGCUGACCAGCUUGAGAAUUAUGCAAAAUCUGAGGAAUCUAAGGUUGAAGAUCUCAUUAAAGCAGUUGCAGAUUCUGGUGCUAAGGUGAUUGUUAGUGGAGGUGCUGUUGGAGAGAUGGCACAGCAUUUUUGUGAACGUUACAAGCUCAUGGUAUUAAAAAUUAGCUCCAAAUUUGAGCUGCGACGUUUCUGCAGAACCACUGGUGCUGUCGCUCUUUUGAAGCUCUGUCAACCAAAUGCUGAUGAUCUUGGAUAUGUUGAUUCUGUCUCAGUGGAAGAAAUCGGUGGUGUUAGGGUUACAGUCGUACGAAGUGAGGAAGGGGGUAAUUCUGUGUCCACCCUAGUUCUAAGAGGCAGCACUGAUAGUAUAUUGGAUGACCUUGAAAGGGCAGUUAACGAUGGUGUAAAUACUUAUAAGGCGAUGUGUAGGGACAGUAGAACAGUACCUGGAGCUGCAGCCACUGAAAUUGAGUUGGCAAGGAGGUUGAAGGAGUUUUCUUUUAGAGAGACUGGCCUUGACCAAUAUGCAAUUGCCAAGUUUGCUGAAAGUUUUGAAAUGGUCCCUAAAACACUUGCUGAGAAUGCUGGACUUAAUGCUAUGGAAAUUAUAUCAUCUUUGUAUGCUGAGCAUGCUGCUGGGAGCACUAAAGUAGGCAUCAGCUUGGAAGAAGGAGCAUGCAAGGACGUUUCUACCAUGGAUAUAUGGGACCUAUAUAUCACCAAGUUCUUUGCUCUGAAAUAUGCUGCCGAUGCUGUGUGCACCGUUCUCCGAGUAGACCAGAUUAUAAUGGCAAAACCAGCUGGUGGUCCAAAGCGAGGACCGCAGCCGGGAGGAGGAAUGGAUGAGGAUUGAGUUGCGUGGAGAGUUCUUCGCUGUUGUAACAGUCCCUAAGUUUUGGCCUUAAAGUUGUUUAUUAUUUGUAUGGUUUUUGUUGGUGUUAUUAUCUUGGGGUACAAAUGCCUGGCAGUGACUUUUGAUGUUUAGUUGUCGAUCUUAAUGUGAACUUUAAUGUUACUUCUUUUAGUGCUAGUCAGGUCCUCCCAAAAGGUAAUACUAUUUCAAAAUUACUAGCAAUUAUGUGUGAUAAAUUGAUCAUUGUGCUGCCAAAGUGGUAUAUUCGCUCAUUUGUGGUCGAGGUUUAAGUCUUGAGAGUUGAGAUCAGUUUAUAAAUUGCGUCAUGCCACUUGAAGCGUUCCCUGAUUCCCUGGUAGGCUGGUACUACAUGUCUGUCCUAGAUCAAGGUUCCUUUGCCAAGAAUGAAUUACUAUAUAAUGUAAUUCAUGUAUAUUUUGAGAAAUGAUUUUUAUGGGAAUAUAAUAUAAUAUAAUAUUAUGGAGUGUGAUAAGAUGAUAACUAUGAUUAGUAGGGAUGGACCGGGCCUAGUUCGGGCCUUGAACUGGCCGGGCCUCGGUUCAAGGUAUGGGAGGCCCGGAACCGGCCCGGGUAACCCCUGGGUCCGGGACGGGCCUUGGUUAUAUAUACUUCCUCCGUUUCUUAAAAGUUGCAACAUUAGGAUAUUUGCACUAUUCACACACCUUACUUUGACCAUAAUUUUCUAUUAAUAUAUAAAAUCAAAUUAUUAUGUAUAAAAUGUCAUUAAAUUUCUAUUGAUGUGAAUUUUCAAAAUAUUAACUUUUUAUAAUUUUUACUAAUACGUAAUUAGAUAUAAUUAAAGUCAAAGUUGUGCGUUGGUAAACGUGAAAGUCAAACUGUUGCAACUAUUAAAGAACGGAGGAAGUAUAUAUAUAUAUAUAUAUUUUCGGGUUUUUCCUAGUUAACCCCCAACCCUCCCACUCACCCCCAAACCAACCCUAACCACCUCAAAUGACUCAAAAUACCCAACCCAACCCAAAAACUUAAAAAAAAAUCAAAAAAAAAAAAUGGCCCGGGCCCCAACCGGCCGGUUCACCUUUUGAAGGACCCGAGCCCCAACUGAGAUCCCACCGGGCCGGGUGGCUUGAACCGGCCAACCAACCGGUUCAUCGGGCCGGUCCGGGCCCGCACAGUAGCGGGCCGGUCCGGGCCCGCACAGUAGCGGGCCGGUCCGGGCCCGCACAGUAGCGGGCCGGUCUGGUUCUGGGCCGGUUGGCCCGACCCGAGUACACCCCUACCCGGAACUGGCCCGGGUAACCCCCG